Messenger RNA from Aureococcus anophagefferens, 351 nucleotides. RefSeq lists its product as hypothetical. Bases 1 to 351 code for a protein of 116 amino acids. Gene Ontology annotation, molecular function: procollagen-proline 4-dioxygenase activity. The record is from RefSeq and is a predicted model, not a curated record. The transcript has a single exon. Gene Ontology annotation, biological process: peptidyl-proline hydroxylation to 4-hydroxy-L-proline. Gene Ontology annotation, cellular component: endoplasmic reticulum. Lineage: Eukaryota; Pelagophyceae; Pelagomonadales; Pelagomonadaceae.
AUGUACCUCAGCGACGUCGUCGCCGGCGGCGAGACCGUCUUUCCGAAGAUCGCGCGGCCGGGCGCGUCCGCCGCGCGCGCGGCCGCGCUCGCGCACCAGCACGGCGGGCCGACGGUCUCGGAGCUCGCGCGCGUCUGCGACGACGACGCGGUCCUGAAAAUCCGACCCGCGAAAGGCGCGGCCCUCCUCUUCUACUCGCUGACGCCCGACGGCCGCGAGGAGGACAACGCGCGGCACGCCGCCUGCCCCGUGGUGGAGGGCGACAAGUGGACCGCGCAGCAGUUCAUCACGCGCGCGCCAAAGGAGCAGAGCCUCUACGACGGGCAGGAGGCGAACCUCGGGGGCUACUAA